AUAAUAAUAAAAAUAAAUCUUUAAAAAAAAAAGACCACCAGGUUGGUCCCUGCUGCCAGUCUGACAGCUGUGGAAAUGGAGUCCAGAGUAAGAAAGUGGCUGCCAGGCGCCUGGCGUCCCUGGGCUUUCCUUCAUGUAAGCUCAGAGUCGGGUGGGAGAGCUCAGGGGCCUCAGGGGCCUCCAGCCCUGCUCCCACCAGCCCUCAUUUCUUUAGCAUAAUGCCUAGAGGUCCCGUGGGCCCAGAGCAAGGCCCUGUCCCCUGCCCCUGGCUGGGCUGGGGUUCCCCUGGGCAUACCACUGGCUAUGACCAGUGUCCCAGGUUGAGGAGGAGGUGACAUGAAGGACAGGGCUUGCUCUGCCCACUCCAUCCCUGGGUGGGUUUUGUUCUGGACACACCGGAUGUUCCCAAAGGCUUAAGUGAAUUUUCCUCUGUACCGUGAGAAUCACUCAGGCUUGCCAGGGACGUGUUGUACUGCUGGGCAGUUGGGCAGCAGCCCUGCUCUUGAGCUGUUUGAGCCUCUCCCAUCCACCCAGAGCCAGCAGGCAGAGUGAAGAGUGUGGCUGGUAAGAGGAACAAGUGUUCAGCCUGGCCGUGACCCAGCCCAGGCCUGGGGUUGGGGGGAGGGCAGGUGACCUCAGGCAGCCUCGUCUCUGGAGCAGUUAGCUCCGCCCCUCACCAAGCCCCCAGCACAUCUCAGACCCAGGAUGUACCUGCCCCACCCCAGACACCUGCGUAACCACUGAUAGCUGCUUAUGGGACAUGGAGCUGAGUUUGAGAAGGUCAGACUAUGCACAGGUGGCAGCAGGCAGAACCCCAAGCCCCAAAUGCUGUCACAUAACUCAGCUGCGUGGAGGGGUGGGGCUGGUUGUGUGUGCACAGGGGAGUAGGGGAUGUAGGAGGGGGAGGCGAGUAUGGGCCACAGCUUUGUUUUCAGACGUGAGCUCUCUUCAGCAGCCUCCCUGCCUGGCACUUAGUGGCUGUUCCCUCUGUGGUGAGUGGGCGAAUGAAUGAGUACAUGAGUGGCCAUGUGGCUGCCAGGCUCUGUGCUGCCGUUGGCUGCUUGGCGACAUGGAGCAAGCUGUUUGCUCCCCCAUGUGGACCCGAUGCAGACCCUGGACAUGGGCAGUGGAAAUUCAGGCUGUCCAGCGGGCAGAUAAGUUUCUCAAGACCCCUGCCCUUCUAGUCAGUAGGUUUGGGUUAAGAGUGGCUGUACAAGAAGGUGAGAGUACAUGGCAGGAAUGCAGGGACACUGCCAGCCCCUUGGUCCCAGGCUGGCUGGCACUGUUCUGCUCCAUUCUCUUUCAUCCUGACCUUGGGCAGGAACCCAUCCUGGGACUGCUUUCUGCCUCUGCACCUUCCAAGUGUGUCCUGUGCUCUUCUGGGGCUGACAGGUGGCCUCAGUGGAGCCCGACCUCAUCCAUCCCUCCCAGGCCCCUCACUGCCGGGCAUGGGGGACUGUCCCCUCCCUGCUGGGGGGGGGGGGGCGGGCUAUGACUUUGGUCUAGCUGGCUGCUCGGAAUACCGUGUCCUGUGAGCUGGAGGGCAGGGGCAGGGACGUGGGCUUCUGGGCUUAGCUGCAGGCAGAUGAAAGUUGAUCCAUUGGGGAAGGAGGUCAAUCCAGAGAAGUGACAGCACAUUGCAAGGUUCUGAGAGCGAGGCUUCCUCCCAGGGUUCGCAGGCCUGGAGGACUGCUGGGAACAGCCUCCCUACAAUGCUGCGACGGGCCCUGCCUUGCUUGCCCACAUUUCACAGACUUCACGUCGCUCCCUGGUGACCUUCCCUGCCUCAUCCCAUGGGCUGCUAAGCACAUUAACUUGGUUUUACCUCCCUCACAGCUGUGUUGGUGGCAGGUCCCCACCACAGACAGAAGCCAGGACCCACACUUCCCCUAGGGACAGCCCCACUUGUUCCUCUGGCCCAGAGCUGGGGGAGGGGUUGGGCCAAGCUGGGACAAUCCAUGGGGAAUGUUUUUAAUUCCAAAGGCAGUGACAUCUGGGGUGGAGGGGGCGGGCCUCGGUGCCUGGCUCUGUUUAUCCAGACGGGAGACUCUUGUCCUGGCAGGAUGGUGUGGCUGGGUGUCAAGGGAGAGGUGCCAUCACUUCCCUGGGUGCCCAAGGUAGCUAAGCUUUGCCCAUCCAGCAGACACGAAGCAGAAGCUCAGUGGGCUGCAGGGACUAGGAUUCACACUGCCCCUAUUGAAAGCGUAGUGGGGACAUCUGUCCUACACGAAUCCUCCUCCACCCUGUUCCCAGGCCACCCAUUUCAGGAAGGAAGGCGUGGGGAAGAGGAGGCAAAUCUGCCGUCUGCGAAGGAAGGUCCCGGCCGUGGGGAGGAAGGGGAGAUGAGCACCUCCAGGCAUGCCUCCAACUCCCCAUCUGCUAAGGCGUUUAUGUCACCAUGGAGACCAGUCGGCCAUUGUGUAUCCAAUCAGAGCUCGCCUCACCCAGACAAGUGUGGAGCCUUGGGUUCCUGAGGCAGACAAGCAGCGGGGCACUGGGAACAGGAUUUAUACCCUCCGCCUAGACACAUACACCCAACAGAGGGAGGGCACCCUGUUCCCCCGAGACUGCACCCUGUGGACUCGGCAGGAGGGCCCAGAGCCUUGAUCAGCUGGCAAGAAGCCGGUUCCGAAAGUAACCAGCCCAUGCCAAGUGCAAGCUGUGUAUCCGCAGUGCGUGGACAUGGUGAGCAGUUAGAAUGGCUCCUCACCAGCCAAUUACACAAUCAACGAGUAUACAUUGACUGGGGACAGACAGAGGAAUGCUGGGACCUAGCUGGGCUGGAUAGCGUUUUCCCUGUGGCGCCGAAGGCCCUGCCUCCUCCAGGAAGCCUUCCCUGAUUACCUCUGGUGAAACAUGUCUUCAAGCUGCUCUCAAGUCAUGGCAUUUCAUCCAUGCUGUCCUUAGGGCCUAAAAUUGAGGUUCUUCGGGGUGAGGAAGAUGCCAUGUAUGCCUGGAUAAGAUGCAUAGAUGCACGAUUGGUCUUUGGCCAGUGCAAGGAUGCCUCUCUACCUCCCGUGGAAGACUGAGUCCACCUCGUGUCUCUGGCAGCUCUGUCAGGUCCUGGCUUUGGAUUUGUCGCUGACUCCUUAGCCCCGGCCCAGUGCUGGCACAACCAGGCCCUCCUGUCACUGCCUCUUGAAUGAAACCAAUGGGAUAAAGACACAGAGCUGGAAAACUGGGCCAAGACUUUUCUGGAGCUUUGUGACAGCCAUGGUGAGUGAGCUGCACAAUCCCUCAAGAAGAGUUGGCACUCAGGUACCUGGGAGAAGCAGGUGAUGGACAGGUCAGGAGGGGGACACAAGUGUGUCCUUACCUCUCUCCUUCCCUCCCGGGGCACUGGCUCUGCUCCAGUCUCUCGGCCAUCUUUACCCAUGGUGGCUUUGGGCAGCUCUGUACAACGGGGGUCAUGAUGCCUAGGGGAGAGAUAGUGCUGCCCUGCAUGGAUGCCUGUUGCCCAGACCCUGGUUCUGGCCCACUGAGUCCCAGGUAGUCCCCAGAGUAGGAGAGUUCCACUUCCGCUGGGCAGAAAGCAAGACAGGACCAGACCCACCGCUCUGGGUCCUUGACGGGCAGGGACCUCCAACCGUGGUCCCGGCCACCCUGGCUUUGGGCCACGCAACUCCAGGGCUUCUUGAUGCUCACAGGGAAGCUGUGCCAUUCUCAGAUCCAACCAGGGGCUCAGAUGCAAAACCCAGAAUACUCUGACUCUGCAACAGCCCCGCAGGCACACUCCAGAUGCUGAGGGCUGGUCUCUGCCCCAGCCAGCUUUUCCUCUUCUGACUGAAUCCCAAGACCACCCCCCGCUCACCUCAGUGCACCUCAAUGGUGAGGGGACCUGUUGCCCCUGGCUGCAGCCGCAUGCCCCUGCUGGCCAGCUUCCUCCUCCCAGAGCCCCAGCUCUGCUACCUGUGCUGUGCAGGGCUCUGCAGCGCUCCAUGCCUCUGGAUCACGAAUGCCCUAGGCAGCCAGGGGUCAGCUCUUCCCUAAACAUUAUUGCUGAGAAAUGGCUCACUCUCACUCCUGGGUUAGGAUAGUCACUGACUUUGGGGAGUCAUGUCAAGACAGGUCACUGUCUUGUGUCCCAAGGUGCCCAGUGCUGACCAAGGGCAUCCUGUCUCGGUGAGAUGUACAGGGCAUGGGUAAAAGCAGCCGUGUGAAGAGAGUAUCCUACUGGAUGCCCAGAAGCUGUGGUCCCUGGCAUGUGCUUCUGUCUUAGGACACCCCAGAUGGCCUGAUCCCCCUCUCCCCACCCCCCAAGUGGGGAGGUGUGAGUGCCUGUACACAAGUGUCCUGUCACCAGAUUGGCUACCAGGGGGGCGCCUUGGCCAGAAGGCAACCUCCAGGACCCCCUUUGCUAUGGUGGCCAGACUGGCCACUGAAGGUCCCCUGUGGCCUGGCCCAAGCCUGCUUUGCUACAAGCCUCCAGGAAACAGUGUGGCAGUGAAGGAGUUAAUCAGGAUCUAGCAUGGAAGGGACUGGCUUGUGUUUGUCAGCUGCUUGUCAAACUUUAUUGAGUAAGGAACUGGAGGGAGGGCAGUGGGGUCGGGUCGUUGGUGGAGGAGUGCCUGCUCAGAGCCCCAGGGGGCUGGGGGUUUUUGGAGGGGCCUCUCCAGUGCAUCCCUUGAGUCACUUCCUCCGUGGGGGCGGGGCUCUCCCUUGCUGCCUGCCUCCGGUGGCUGGUGCUCGCAUUGGUGUCCCGAGAGCCUGCCUGGGACCUGCAGGGGGAACCGAGGCGGCACAGCUAGGCUCCUGGCUCCUAACACAGCAGUGCACUCAGGCACAGCCAGUGGUAGGCUUGGGGAGAGAGGGAGGGACUCAGAAGGGAGGAGGUACCCGCGAGGCUCUGAGCCCAGAAAGCUCCCUCUGGCUCCCAGAGCUGCCCAAGCCCGCUGGGAGCGGCCCCGUAACCGCGGGCCGCCGGCAUGACGGACGUCCUGCCUCAACCCGACUGCAGCCUACAAGCAGUGUGCGAGCCCCUGGAGCGCUGCUGCCUGGAUCCGCUGGACCAGUCGGCGAGCAAGCGGCCGCUCAACACCGGCGCCAGGCUCUGGGGUCGGGUGCGCAGCAGGCUGCUCCGUCACAAGUUGGACCCACAAACUGUUGAAACCAAGAACUGGCACACGGACGUGAUUGAGAUGAAUGGGAUCAAAGUGGAAUUCUCCAUGAAAUUCACCAGUCGGGACAUGAGCCUGAAGAGGACCCCGUCUAAGAAGCAGACCGGCGUCUUCGGGGUGAAGAUCAGUGUGGUGACUAAGCGGGAGCGCUCCAAGGUACCCUACAUCGUGCGGCAGUGCGUGGAGGAGGUGGAGAAGCGGGGCAUUGAGGAGGUGGGCAUCUACCGGAUAUCGGGGGUGGCCACGGACAUCCAGGCGCUGAAAGCUGUCUUCGAUGCUAAUAAUAAAGACAUCCUGCUGAUGCUGAGUGACAUGGACAUCAAUGCCAUCGCCGGCACCCUCAAGCUCUACUUCCGGGAGCUGCCCGAGCCCCUCCUCACGGACCGGCUUUACCCAGCCUUCAUGGAGGGCAUUGCCCUGUCAGACCCUGCUGCCAAGGAAAACUGUAUGAUGCACCUGCUCCGCUCCCUGCCCGACCCCAACCUCAUCACCUUCCUUUUCCUGCUGGAACACUUGAAAAGGGUUGCCGAGAAGGAGCCCAUCAACAAAAUGUCCCUUCACAACCUGGCUACUGUGUUUGGCCCCACGUUACUGAGACCCUCGGAAGUGGAGAGCAAAGCACACCUCACGUCGGCCGCAGACAUCUGGUCCCACGACGUCAUGGCCCAGGUCCAGGUCCUCCUCUACUACUUACAGCACCCCCCAAUCUCCUUCGCCGAGUUGAAGCGGAACACACUGUACUUCUCCACCGACGUGUAGCCUGAGGCAGGGCGGCCGGGGCCAAGGGGGCCCUACACAAACUUGAAAGACUACAAUAGGAAUCUCCCACGCCUGGACUUUUGGCUCCAGGGGAUGCCGUCUCCCAGGACCCGGACCCCAUGUGUCCUUUGUGCCACCUUGUACAAAGCCAGCUGCCCAGCCCCUGCCGCCCUCCAUCCCUCCAGUCGUGUCUAACGCUCCAUGCUGUUUGGGAUUGUUUGAUGUGUAUCUGUCAUGCAGAAAAGGUAGUGACCAACCGGUGUGGGCACAGACAGCCUGCUGUGUUCUUUCAUUUCCUGCAGCACUUUCCAUCUUCCUGAGUCUGGCACAGGGGCUGUGACUUUGCACGGUGUAGCUGCCGCCAGCUCCUCCCUCCAUCCUCUCCCAAGCCCAGCUGGGUCCGCAUGCAUGCACAGACCCCAUCUUUGCUCCAUCACCUUGAAGCAUCUGAAGAGGUCCCUGGCGGCAGUGGCCGUCGCCUGAGGCUGCCAUGGGCUGUCCCAAGCCUCUCCCUGCCCCGUGCAAGCACACCUGCUUUGCCUUGCUGCCUGUGCAAAUGUUAGACAAGGAGACAAACUCACACGGAUCCCCCAGCUUAGCGCAGGGGAGCAGACUUGAGGAAUUCUCCAUUUGCAGGGUUUGUCUUUUCUGUCUCCGGCCUGCUGGUAAGGAGACAUCUUUGACUGUUCCUUCUGCUUUUCAGUUCCUUUGCCCCUCGGUGUUUGGUUUCCCUUGAGUGUAGACUCAGACUGAGUGACUUGCUAUGCAGAGGAAUGGGGGGGGCGGGGCGGGGGAGCAGCUGAGGACAGACGGGGCAGGGAGGUGGCGGGGGCAGAGCAAGGCCAUGCAGCACUGGGGUCCCGAGUGUGGGGGACAAGCUCUCACGGAGCCCGGGUUCCCAGAGGCUGCCCAAUGUGGCCGGAGCAGGUAUUCACACACAGGCAGGCUUUUUCCGGGAGGCCAGCAGGUACCCUGUGUAUCUUGUGGUACUUUUGCCUUAGAUCUUACACGUUCUCCUUAGCCAAGCACUGCCAGGUGUGCUGCAGGCUUGGGCUCUGCCCCAGCUUUUCCAUGCAGCCCUGAGGGGGUACUCUGGGAAGCUUUGGAGGUUGAGGGAGGAGGAGAGGGAGUCCCAGGCAUUGCCCCUCUUGGGACAGGGAGCUACCAGAGAGCCUCACUCUGAUGCCCUAACUCCCAAGGUUGCGGGGAGACCAGCAGGUUCCAUUCCCAGCUUGGAACGCACUGCUCAGUAAUGGAAGUGCAGCUUCCCAUGCAGAAGUGUGGGCCAACUCAGCCUCAGCCUGGCUGCCUGCCUCUUCUGUGUGGCACAGAGCAAGUGCCACAGGCUCCCCUUGCAAAGUCAGAGAGAGGGGCUCCCUGGCCCUGCAGCUGCAGCGCCGGCUCCAAGGGAGGCAGCGCUCAUCCUGAUCCUGCUUGCACCCGCGGCCUUCGGUGCAACAGUACCCACCUUGUGCUGCCCGUUCUGUGUGCGUCAGAGUAAGAGGUGUCCAAAGGAGGAAAUGCUGACCACCAAGCGGCCAAGGAGCUCGACCAGCAGCCCUGCUCGUGACAGGUGACAAAGGAGUAAAAAUGCCGUGGGGACCCGAGGGCCCAUGCCUGGCCAGGCCCACCAUCUCUGCUGGAUGCCAGGGUGUUGGUGUGAGGCGGGGAAGGCUCUGGCUCACUUCCGACAGCAGAGUACCUCCCACCUCCCCAAAGCGAGGCGUGCUGGCUCCCCAGCAUCAGGUAACGACGCGAGAUGAGAAGGAAGCUCCUAUUUAUAGUUUGCCCCCAGAGGGGGAGGGUCAGGCACCCGGCCUGGACAAAGCUGCACCAAGGAAGUCCCGGGGGGCUCUCCCAAGGCAGGGCCCGUGCAGGGCAACAGGGAUCCUGGGUACACUGGCCUCGCUGGGCACUGGCCCAGGGCUGCCAGUUUUUGUCAAUGGAGGUAGGAUGGGACCCUUCAUUAAUAUUUGAGUUUAAUAAGUUGGUAAGGAUAUAUUUUUUUGUUUAUGUUCUGUUUCAACUUAUGUAGAUUAUAAAUUGAUGUAAACCAUGUGAAAGGAAAAUGUUAAUAAAAAAAAUGCAAAGCCCCAACAUUUGCACAAAACUCA
Molecule: messenger RNA, 7990 nt
Organism: Ochotona curzoniae (black-lipped pika)
Lineage: Eukaryota; Metazoa; Chordata; Mammalia; Lagomorpha; Ochotonidae
Gene: ABR
Product: ABR activator of RhoGEF and GTPase
Exons: 8
Coding region: 4926-5876 (316 amino acids)
Biological process (GO): intracellular signal transduction; positive regulation of GTPase activity; protein phosphorylation
Cellular component (GO): membrane
Molecular function (GO): guanyl-nucleotide exchange factor activity; protein serine/threonine kinase activity; GTPase activator activity
Source: RefSeq, a predicted model, not a curated record